UCCACAGUCCAUCUAAAAUGGGAAAGAUCAUUUUCUACGAGGACAGGAACUUCCAGGGCCGCUGCUAUGAAUGCAGUGGUGACUGUGCUGAUCUCCACUCUUACUUCAGUCGCUGUAAUUCCAUCAGAGUUGAUAGUGGAUGUUGGAUGCUGUAUGAGCGCCCCAACUUCCUGGGCCACCAGUAUUUUCUAAAGAAGGGAGAGUAUCCUGACUAUCAGCAAUGGAUGGGCUUCAGUGACUCAAUCAGGUCUUGUAAAGUUAUUCCACAGCAAAAAGGUCCCCACAAAAUCAAGAUCUAUGAGAAAGAGGAAUUUAGAGGCCAAAUGCUGGAAGUCUUGGAAGAUUGUCCAUCCGUAUUUGAGCUCUUUAAAUACCAUGACAUAAAUUCUUGCAACGUUCUUGAAGGUCAUUGGAUUUUCUAUGAGCAGCCCAACUAUCGUGGAAGGCAAUACUUCCUGAAACCUGGAGAAUACAGGCGAUUUAGCGACUGGGGAUCCCUGAAUGCUAGAGUAAGCUCUUUCCGAAGAGUCUUGGAUUCAUGCUAA
Messenger RNA from Staurois parvus, 545 nucleotides. The record is from the annotation of a GenBank genome assembly. NCBI's taxonomy places the organism in Eukaryota, Metazoa, Chordata, Amphibia, Anura, Ranidae.